This is a messenger RNA of Carassius auratus (goldfish), 4502 nucleotides long. Its product is annotated as C-type mannose receptor 2-like. Bases 15 to 4388 code for a protein of 1457 amino acids. Lineage: Eukaryota; Metazoa; Chordata; Actinopteri; Cypriniformes; Cyprinidae. The record is from RefSeq and is a predicted model, not a curated record. The transcript is spliced from 27 exons.
AUGAUUUCAGGAUUAUGAAAUUUCUCUUGUGCAAUGUCAGGCUAAUAACCUUUAUCUCUAUUUAUCUUUCAGCAACAGCACAUACAGAUAAAUCGGAUACGUUUGCGUUUUUCCAUGAGGGAGCGAAGGGCUGCCUGGGUGUACGAGAUAAGAUGCUCUACCUUUCUCCUUCCUGCCAGAGUGAUGCCCAGCAGUGGAAAUGGGUGACCAGGAGGCGGCUUUUCAACAUUGGCUCCUCCCUCUGCCUGGGCAGCACCACAGGCAAUGUGCUCACAUCUGGCAACAAGUCACCACUGGGCGUGUUUCGGUGCGACUACGAGCCUCCUCGAGUGAGCUGGACCUGGAGCUGCAGCAAGUUCUUGGAGAUGCUUGAAUCUUCCUUGCCCUCCCCUAAAUUACUCCUCGACACUGGCAAUGUCUCGGCCACUGCCUCCCCAUCUGCUAGUUCCCCCUCCCAGAAGUCUCUGUGGCGGGUCUAUGAUGACAAUCAAGACCUUUGCGCAAGGUUGUACCGAGAAAUCUACACCAUCCAAGGAAACUCUCAAGGCAGUCCAUGUUACUUCCCCUUCCUCUAUAGUGGCCAGUGGUUCCACAACUGCACCACUCAGGGCAGGAAAGAUGGCCUUCACUGGUGUGCCACUACUCAUGAUUACAGAAAGGACCAGCGCUGGGGCUUCUGCCCAGUAAAGAGUACUGGCUGUGAGAUGUUUUGGAGCAUAAAUACUUUGACAGAUAUCUGUUACCAGUUUAACUUUCAGGCCAGUCUGUCCUGGAGUGAAGCACGGACCAGCUGCCAACAGCAAGGAGCGGACCUGCUCAGCAUCACUAAAGUAGAGGAACAAUCCUUUAUCAACGGUUAUCUAAGUAAGUACAGCGUCACCCUGUGGAUGGGCCUGAAUGAUUUAGAUCUCAAUGGUGGCUGGCAGUGGGCUGACUCCGCCCCUUUCAAAUACCUAAACUGGGAAGCAGAAAUGCCAAGCUAUGAUGAGGAGGAAAACUGUGGAGUGAUCAGCACCAAUGCACAGGGUCGCUGGCACAACCGGGACUGUUCAGUGGGUCUGCCUUACAUUUGCAAGAAACAACCCAAAGUCACACUCGAACCCUUCACCACAGACUCCUGGGCAGAUGAUGGGCGGUACCACUGUGAUUCAGGCUGGCAAAACUUCCAGGCGGGCUGCUAUAGGCUGAACUCAGACAACCAUGACUGGAGCUCCGCCCACAGAAUGUGUCAGAAGAUGGAGGCUAACCUUGUCAGCAUCCACACCCUUCCAGAGCUUGAAUUCAUCACUAAGUAUAUGAAAAAAGAUAUAGAGGAGUUAUGGAUUGGUCUACAUGAUACAUAUAUGCAGAUGAACUUUGAAUGGACAGAUCGCACUCCAGUCAUAUUCACUAACUGGCAUCCAUUUGAACCCAACAAUUUCCGAAAUGUUAAAGAAGAUUGUGUCACCAUCCGGGGGCCUGAGGGCCGCUGGAGUGAUCGCCCAUGUAAUUACUCGCUGCCCUCGAUCUGUAAGAAAGCAGCUCAGAAAGCUGACGACCGGAUUGAUGACCACGGCUGCAAACGGGGUUGGAGAUGGCACAGUCCUUCCUGUUUCAAGGUUGGAGAAGAAUCUCUAACCUUUAAUGAUGCAAAAGGAGUGUGCACUAGUAACAAUGCUACACUCGUCAUUAUUAAUAACAGGUUUGAGCAGGCCUUUGUUAACACCCUGGUGUUUGGACGAUCUGACGAUCAGUUCUGGCUUGGCUUGUAUAAUGACAACAACUUCAGCACUUUCCGCUGGAUAACAGGAGAGGAGCUCACAUACACCAACUGGAACAGAGAUGAGCCAGCACAGAUAAAGGCAGGCUGUGUGGUGAUGGUGGCAGGGCAGGCCGUGGGUCUGUGGGAGGUGAAGGACUGUGCCAGUGUCCGCUCCAAAUACAUCUGCAAACAGAAUCAGGACUCUUUCAUACCCAGCCCUCCUGUACCCCAGCCUACACCCUCCCUAACAGGAGCAUGCCCAUCAGGAUGGAAAAGCACUGAUAAGUUCCGCUACUGCUACAAGGUCUUUCAUUCAGGUGCGCUGGAGAAGAGAUUGACCUGGAUUCAAGCUCACAGGUUCUGCCAGAAACAUGGAGCUCAGCUCGCCAGCUUCAGCACACCAGAGGAAGAGACUUAUGUCUUCCAGAUCAUCCAUGAAGCUUUUGGGGGGGCGGAGGAUCAUGAGCAGCACUGGCUCUGGAUUGGAAUUUCCCGCAGGAAUAGUGACAGUUGGACAUGGAGUGAUGGAUCAGCUGUGACAUAUCAGAACUUUGACAGGGGGAAUUAUGGGUCUGCUGAGUGUGGAGCAGCUAACAUGGCUGACAGCAACUGGCUGGUAUCACACUGUGAGUCUGAGCUAGACUGGAUCUGCAAAAUACCGAAAGGGAAGGUGGAAGAGGAACCUGAGAGCCAUGAAGACACUGGUUUAGAGUGGGUUGAUUUUGAGGACGCCCAGUAUAAAAUGUUUAAACAUCGCUCCACAUGGAACCAGGCUCAGAGGAUCUGCUCUUGGUUCGAUGCCUCCCUGGUCUCCUUGCACUCUCCUAAGGAGAAUCAGUUUUUGGUUAACACUUUACGCAAGAUGUCCCGCAAAGAAAAUGAACUGUGGUGGAUUGGUUUACACAGUUUUAAGAACGACGGGAGAUUAAGGUGGUCUGAUCAUUCUGUGCUCAAUUAUGUGUCCUGGGGACUAGGAGAGCCUCAACCAAUCACCAAAGAGCCCAAAUGUGCCCAAAUCUCCGCUUCAAAAGGUGACUGGUCAGACCAGAGCUGUCACAUUGAUCUGCCAUAUGUGUGUAAAAGGGUCAAUGUGAUGGGUACCAUCGCUCCCACACCUGCUCCUCCUCUCAUGCCUGCUGGCUGCUCCCGGGGCUGGAGUCCUUUUCUACACAAGUGUUAUAAGGUGUUUGGAGAGGAGCUGUCGAGUCGUAGCACUUGGGAAUCUGCAUCCAACAUGUGUCUGACACAUAGAGCCACGCUAGUGACAGUGCCCAACCACAGAGUUCAGGCGUUCCUUGUGACUCUGCUGCCCAACAGCAGUUUCCAUGUGUGGGUGGGGCUCACCUCAGGAUCACAGGCUCAGUUCACGUGGUUUGAACCUGGUUUGCUUAGCUACACUAACUGGGCCCCCGGAGAACCAGUGGACAACAGACAAAUGAAAAGCCCGGGUAACUGCAUAGUGCUUCUCCAUGGAAGUCCUCCCCAAAUGAUGGGCAUGUGGGCGUCUCACAGGUGUGAUGCAGAGAAACACGGCUUCGUCUGCAUGAAAGAUAAAGACCCUACCUUGCCCCCUGGUGUGGACCUUCUUCCCCCAUCAUUAGAUGGUGCAUUAGUAUUUGAUGGCAUGCAGUACUGGAUUUUGCAGAAGCCUCUGGACUGGCGUGGAGCACUGUAUUUGUGUGACUCCAUUAAUGGCACACUGGCAGUGGUGCGGGAUCCUCGGCAGCACGCCUACCUCACACUCGUCCUCAGCACGCUCCGCAAACCCUCCUGGAUCGGACUACACAACGACGGGGCUCAGAGCUACACAUGGCUGGGUGAAGAGGAGCUCACAUUCAGUGACUGGCGGGAUGGAGAGCCUAAUCAAAUGUAUGGAUGUGGUCACAUGACCGUUGAGGGCCAAUGGGCCACAGCUGCUUGCAAUACCAAAUUAAACGCCAUCUGUGAAAUUAACACGGAGAGAAGGAUAGACCACAGGUGGAUAUAUCCAGGUUUUUGCCCAGAGCCUGUAGGUAAUUGGUCCUGGGUUCCUUUCAGAAAUCACUGCUACUCGUUCAUCCUCCACGAACUAAAAUUUAAACACGAGGCCAUACGCAUGUGUAACAAAGUGGGUGCUAAACUGUUGUCAAUAUUAGAUGAAAAUGAGAACAGUUUUGUAUGGGAGCACAUGCAGAGUUUUCAACAACAGGUCCACGGAGCUUGGCUUGGAAUGAUCUUUAACACCAAAGAAGGCAGUCUGGAGUGGUCAGACAGUCAAGUAGUAGACUACAGUAACUGGGAGCAGCAGGACGCUAAUCUGAGCAUGCUGACAGCCAACAGCUGCUUCUGGGUUCAGAGCAACACAGGCCUCUGGAGCCCCGGCUCCUGCAAAAAUGGCACACAUGGAGUCAUCUGUAAACGUCCACGAGGAUCCACAGCAGAGCUUGAAGUUCAGUCUGCGGUCGAUCAUCUCCAUGUAUUAACACAGGUCCUGGUUGCAGCACUCGUUCUGAUUGCUCUGGUGGUGGGAGGGAUUUAUCUGUAUCGUAGGUGGAGCUUCCGCUCCACGGGCGCUUAUGACAGCGCUCGGUACAGCCGCACUAACUCCGCCCCCUCCGAAGAAGCAGGUCUUGUUUCAGACCUGGAGUUAAACGAACAGGGCCAAUAAUGCUGGAUAUGUUCAAACUGAUUCAAAGCACCUAGGAAAACAAAUCUGCUAUGGCAACAACUGACUGAGAGAAUUUAUGCUUAAAGAAAAGGGAGCAAAGUGCCCCCCCCCCCC